This is a messenger RNA of Rhodofomes roseus, 1761 nucleotides long. RefSeq names its product RCC1/BLIP-II. The record is from RefSeq and is a predicted model, not a curated record. The transcript has 16 exons. NCBI's taxonomy places the organism in Eukaryota, Fungi, Basidiomycota, Agaricomycetes, Polyporales, Fomitopsidaceae. Bases 1 to 1683 code for a protein of 560 amino acids.
AUGAGUACCUCCUCGCCUCCCGACGAAUCUGCCAGCACUGCAAACACUGAGCUACAAUGGGGAAGAGUUUUGCUGUGUGGUGGGACUGACUGGCCACGCUUGGGUCGCAAGGAUCGCGGUGGAAGCAAGAAAGCACAAGAGCCCGCAAAUGUCGGUCCUGACCUCCUCGAACCAUAUAUACUGCGCUCUCUGAGCAACGUCAAGGUUACUUCGGUCCACACCUCUUGCGCAGGAUGCCAGGUCGUCGCGCUUGACGCCGACGGCGCUGCCUGGUUGUUCGGUCGGAACGACCGCGGUGUACUCGGGGUCGCGGGCGUCGAGUUUAUCUCUGAGAGCGUGCCGAUGCGCCUGACGGCGCAGGAACUCGGGGCUCCCAAAGGAACGUGGUUCGUGCACGCAGCUUGUGGGAGGAACCAUACCUUGCUUGUGGGAAGCGGUGGGCAGCUGUGGUCGGCGGGGGCGAACCCGCUCGGGCAGUGCGGCCAUCCUCCGUGUCCGGAAAUUCCUGCGUUCAAGCUAGUCCAAGGGCUGAAGCAUGGCGGUGUAAAGGAGCAUGUUGUAAAGGCGGCUGCUGGCACAACGUUCUCCAUAGUCGCCACAGCGAGCGGCAAAGUUUUUGCCUUCGGGAGUGGCGAGCAUGGUCAACUCGGAAACGGGAGGACUGGAGAGCACAUCGUCUCUGCAGGCAAGACAGCCUUCGACGUCGAGUCGGAACCGAUCCUAGUAAAGGGUCUCGAAGGCAAGAAGAUAACGAAAGUCGCAUGUGGGCAGCAACACAGUAUAGCCUUGGGCUCUGAUGGGGUCGUCUAUGUUUGGGGAUACAAUGGUUACUGCCGGCUCGGUCUGGGAGACCAAAAAAAUGUCCUUAUACCGAAACCCGUGCCUCAGUUUGCUAGUCCGAAUGAGCUCACCACGGGAGCCGAUGUGACGGCCGGGCCGUCCAACUCGGUUGUCGUUGACAAACAAGGGAUGUACUGGAUGGCUGGCAAGUGGAAGACGACUGGAGAUGGCUCUUCUGGCCAGCCUUAUUCUACCUUCCGGUACAUGCCAGAUAUCAUGGGCUGCAAGGUUACACAUGUUGCGUGUGGAGGAGUGACACAUUGGGCGCUGGCUCCCGAUGAGGAUGACAGUGUCAUGACGAUUGCGUUCGGCCAGGCCGCUUCCAAUGGCGAGCUUGGCUUGGGUCCCGACGAGAUCAAGAGCGCGACGAAACCAAUUCGGCACCAACCAUUGAUUGGCAUUGAUGUUUUCCAAAUCGCGGCGGGCCAGAACACGACGUUCUUCCUUGCGAAACCGAAUGAGAAGCUGUCAGACCUUCCAAGGCACCCCGUUGACCUCGACUCGCCUGAAGAGUGCAUUGUUUGCAAUACAGAGGACAACGACACGCCUUUGCUUGCAUGUGACAAGUGCGAUCAUCCGUACCAUACGAAAUGCCUCGAUCCCCCUCUGGACGCUGUGCCUGAAGGAGAGUGGUUCUGCCCUGAAUGCGAAGAAACCCCGGGGGGACCCGUGGGGCCUGAAGGGGUAAAGGCCGCAUCGGCCAUCGCGGCGAAGAGAAAGGCAUCGAAAAAGGCUGAAGUUGAGGAGGAAGAGGAAGAGUCGGGACCCGCCUCGAAGGCAGGACAGAAACGGAAGGCCCCAGCAGCCAAGUCUAAGACUGCAGCGAGCAAGAGGAGGAAGUAACACAAUUCCUCAAUCGAACGUAUAUUGGUCUAUUGGUCUAUUAUGGACAUACUCUAUGCAUUGGUCACAUAGUACUCU